GAAAAACGAUCCUCUCUCUCUCCACUCCGUACUAUUCAUCACCUCUUCCCCCUUCUCACUCUCCCUCUCUCUCUCUCGCGUUUCCAAAACCCUAGCGGAGAAAACCCUAGCAUCGAGGUCGUCCAUGGCGAAGAAGAUAACGCUGAAGAGCUCGGACGGGGAGAUCUUCGAGGUGGACGAGGCGGUGGCGGUGGAGUCGCAGACGAUCAAGCACCUGAUCGAGGACGCUUACGACGAGGACGGGAUCCCGGUCCCCAACGUCAACGCCAAGAUCCUCUCCAAGGUGAUCGAGUACUGCAAGAGGCACGUCGACGCCGCCGCCGUCGCCGCCGCCGCCAAGCCCUCCGCCGGCGGCGGCGGCGGCACCGGCGCCGGAGACGACUCCGCCUCCUCCUCCAAGGCCGUCGAGGAGGAGCUCAAGCAGUGGGACGCGGAGUUCGUCAAGGUCGACCAGGCCACCCUCUUCGACCUCAUCCUGGCUGCAAACUAUCUUAACAUAAAGGGACUGCUCGACCUGACCUGCCAAACUGUGGCUGACAUGAUCAAGGGAAAGACGCCCGAAGAGAUCCGCAAGACGUUCAACAUAAAGAACGACUUCACCCCCGAGGAAGAGGAGGAGGUGCGGAGGGAGAACCAAUGGGCCUUCGAGUGAACAGUAUGACGAUGACCUAUUGUCCUGAUAGAUGAUAAUGGGCGGGUUUAUAGCUCGGGGGAAUAAUCGCAGGCCUCUUUCUUCUUCUGACUAGCUCUUAUUACGAAGUCGAUGUUGCUAUGUAACUUGUAAUAUGGUCGGUUGUGCGUAGCAGACCAUUGAAGGACUACCUACCGACCUCAUUUGGAUAAUAUUUCUCGUCACUCUGUGAACUAUCUUCUGUUGAUGGUUAUCAAUGUGGGAUGUUUGCAUCGCAUUUCUACU
Ananas comosus (pineapple) is the source of this 916-nucleotide messenger RNA. RefSeq names its product SKP1-like protein 1A. NCBI's taxonomy places the organism in Eukaryota, Viridiplantae, Streptophyta, Magnoliopsida, Poales, Bromeliaceae. Gene Ontology annotation, molecular function: cullin family protein binding. The transcript is spliced from 2 exons. Gene Ontology annotation, cellular component: cytoplasm; nucleus. The record is from RefSeq and is a predicted model, not a curated record. Gene Ontology annotation, biological process: SCF-dependent proteasomal ubiquitin-dependent protein catabolic process. The coding region runs from base 125 to 652 and encodes 175 amino acids.